Alternaria hordeiaustralica is the source of this 912-nucleotide messenger RNA. RefSeq lists its product as uncharacterized. The record is from RefSeq and is a predicted model, not a curated record. Gene Ontology annotation, molecular function: tubulin binding. Gene Ontology annotation, cellular component: cytoplasm. The transcript has 4 exons. NCBI's taxonomy places the organism in Eukaryota, Fungi, Ascomycota, Dothideomycetes, Pleosporales, Pleosporaceae. The coding region runs from base 1 to 912 and encodes 303 amino acids. Gene Ontology annotation, biological process: tubulin complex assembly; post-chaperonin tubulin folding pathway.
AUGGCCGAGUCCAACCUCAAAGAGGCCUUCUACCGCCAAUUCAACCAAGAUGUCGCAACACUUCGCGCGCAAAUUGAGAACCUCUCCUCCGUGUCCACAUCUGGCGGCGAGCGCAACGAAGCAAUAGACAGCUGCCUCGCAGGCAUAAACCGGGUAGCCCUCGAUGUCCAGGACGCCUCGAGCUAUCUUCCGGCGUAUGAUCAACGGACGUACAGCGAGACGAUCAAGCGUUUGAGCGAGAAGUUGUCAGAAGUGAGGAAUAGCUUCGAUCCACCCAAGAAGUUCAGUUUCAAGAACAGGAGGAAGGAUAUCGCGAAACCAGACGCUGCACCUGAUGCAUCGAGCGCGAAAUCGUCCUCCACAUCGGAACAAACACCACCAUCACAGCAACAGCAACAGCAGCAGCACGACACAACGCAACACGACUCUUCUCCGUCAGCGCUCUCCGGGAAAUCCCACGCCCGUAUAACCCUCCCUUCAUCUCCUCACCAAACAAGUUCACCGACAGUAUCCCACCUCACCCACUGCGUCGUCGACCUCAGCGCCCCAACGAAAGCAAACGCGCCCUUUGCCGCCCUCUACCUCCGCUCCAUAAGCUCGUCGCUCAUAAUAACAGGCCAAGUCGCAGGCGCAAUACACAUCACCGAUGUCUCCAACAGCAUCAUAGUGACGGCGUGCCGGCAAUUUCGCAUGCAUGGGAGCAAGAACGUGGAUACGACACCGGAGAUCGAACAAUCGCCAAAUCAGUGGGAUCAAAUCGACGACUUCAAGUGGUUGAAGGCUGAGCCAAGUCCGCACUUCAGUCUGCUACCUGAAGCCGGACGCAUUUCUGAAGACGCGUGGAAUGAGAGCAUACCCGGGGACGAAAGUGAGAGCCCGGAUAAUACCCUGGAGGCCUUCGGUGUACGGUGA